ACUGCACAUACACUCGGAGAGAGAGAGAGAGAGAGAUGGGGGGAGUUGGGGCGUUUUGGGGGACAAGAGUGAUGGAGAUAGUGAAGAAGCAUGACUCGGGAGGACUUGUAUGGAAGAGAAUAAAGCUCACAACCACCAGAAAAGCUAACGCUAAGAAGAGACUUCUUAGGGUUUGGCAGAAUGAAGCAGUGUUGAAAGCAUGUGCUGAACCAGCUCCAAAACCUUCAGUCGCUGGUGCUGCUGGAAUUGUGGAGGAAGAUAGCAACAGUACCCAAUCUCAAUGAACAAAUGGAUUAAGAGCGUAAAUUAGCCUGAGUUCUACAGAUUAAAGUUUUAUGCGAGCAGACUUUUUUUGUUUUUCAAUUUUUUCUCUGGGACAUGAUUGUCAAAUUUAGGCAGUGUAUUAGUUUAUAUCAUAAAAGCCUAGAGGCAAUGGUUGGUUUGGCAACAUUUUUUUCACCACAAUAUGGUGUAUAAACUUUUUGCUCUUGGAAAGGAAUUUGUUUUGUCCUUGUAUCAUGAAAAAUAGUUUUUCAAUUUAUGUUGUUGGUUUUGGUAGAA
Molecule: messenger RNA, 561 nt
Organism: Camellia sinensis
Lineage: Eukaryota; Viridiplantae; Streptophyta; Magnoliopsida; Ericales; Theaceae
Source: RefSeq, a predicted model, not a curated record